CUCUAGCGAGCUGCGGGCACCCUGUGGGAGGUUAACAGACGCUUAACAGCACGUAACUCAACAAUACAAAUAAAAACAAUUAAUAUUUUUUAAUCAAUCGCGAGUGUGAGCCGAUUGCACAGUGCAUUUGAAACACAACAAUAGUGCGGGAUGGCCGAAGGCGGCCAAAAGUGGUUGCCGGUCCAGGAAAACAAAGAUUGGCGAGCUGAUUUAAAUGGAAAACUUUGAAAACAACAAUCUGUUGAUAACGAAACCAGCGAAAUGCCAACUAACAACUGGAGGCCAAGUCAGAAAGAGUAGUUAAGAGAAGCCAAACCGAAAGCCAACAGGAGGAGCUGGCGAUCUUUCCGGUAAGACCCAAAAUCCGAAUAUCGAAGAUUAAACAGCCAUGAAACUCGCUGGCGGGUCCAUCGCCAUGAUGGACAACCGGUCGAUGGCCUACGUUGCCCACCAGCCCAAGUAUGAGCUACCGCUGGAGGAGAUUGAGCCGCCCUGCAUGCGGUUCUCAGUCAACCUAUGGAAGAACGAUCCACUGGACUGGGUGGAGCUAAUCUGCCUGCUGCCCAAUGGAUUCCUGCUAGGUCUGAGGGUCAAUCCAGCCACCACCAUCCAGAUGGUCAAGGCGGAGAUGGUCAACCAGGCCAAGCAGAUGCCGCUGAGCUAUAUGAUCAAGGAGGCCUGCGAGUACCAGGUGUACGGCAUCUCGACUUUCAACAUCGAACCGUACACGGACGAGACGAAGCGCCUGAGCGAACUGCAGCCCUACUUUGGACUGCUCAGCCUGGGCGAUCGCACCGAUACCACCAGCUUUAGCAGCGACUACGAGCUGACCAAGAUGGUCAGCGUGAUGAUCGGCAAGUCCUUCGACCACCACCGGACGCAGGGCACGCCCGAGAUUGACGACUUCCGGCAGUACAUGACGCAGGUCUGCGACAACAUCGAGGUGGAACGCUCCAUCUACACUUGGCAGCAGCGCCUGCUGUACGAGCACCCCCUGCGACUGGCCAACUCGACGAAAAUGCCCGAGCUGAUACGGGAGCGCCAUCCGACCAGGACCUUCCUCAUUGUGGUCAAGAACGAGAAUGACCAGAGCACGUUCACGCUGUCGGUGAACGAGCAGGACACACCCUUCACGCUCACGGAGAGCACGCUGCAGAAGAUGAACCGGUCGCAGAUGAAGAUGAACGACCGGACCGGCGACUACAUACUCAAGGUGAGCGGACGCGACGAGUACCUGCUCGGCGACUAUCCGCUGAUCCAGUUCCUGUACAUCCAAGAGACGCUCUCGGACUCAGCGGUGCCGAAUGUGGUGCUGCAGUCGGUGUACCGCCUGGAGUCGUACAUCAACCACUACAACGAGGCCAUGGUCCCAAAGCGAUUGCCGCCGAAGAAGCAACCAGCCCUGAUGUCCAAGGCGCCCUCCUCGUUGUGGGACAUGGGCAAUUUCUUCCAGCUGACGCUGCACAGCAUCUCCAAUGUGAACUAUGACAAGGCGCGCGCCUUCAAGGUGGGCGUCCAUGUGGGCCUUUUCCACGGCGACCAAAAGCUGUGCGCACAGAGAUCAAUAGACUCUCCCAACGGCAGCGUUGACACGUUCCUGUUUAACGACCAAGUUAUGGGCUUUGACAUACAAAUGCGCAAUCUGCCUCGGAUGACACGCCUCUGCAUUGUGAUCUUCGAGGUGACCAAGAUGUCGCGCUCCAAGAAGUCGUCCAACAACAAGGACAGUGCUCUUAAGGACGUCUCCUACAACAAGAACCCCCUGGCCUGGGUCAACACAACGCUUUUCGACCACAAGGACAUCCUACGCACCGGUCGCCAAACGUUGUACACGUGGACGUACGCCGACGACAUCCAGUCGGACGAGGUUUUCCAUCCGCUGGGCACCGUUGAACCCAAUCCGCGCAAGGAGGAGUGUGCUCUGGUGGAAAUCACAUUCCACGGCAGCGGAACCGGAAACGUGCGCUACCCCAGUGAGGAGGUCGUGCUGCAGUACGCCGCGGAUCGGGCGCAGGCUACUCGACUACAGCAGCAGCAGAUGUCAGAGCCUGAGAAACCGAUCAAAGAACUGAAAGACCUGGUUGCGAACUACACGGGACUAGACAAGAUAUACGAGAUGGUCGAUCAGGACCGCAAUGCUAUUUGGGAGCGCAGAAACGACAUCAUGCGUGAGCUUCCCGAGGAGCUAUCCAUCUUGCUUCACUGCGUCUACUGGAAGGAGCGGGACGAUGUAGCGGACAUAUGGUACCUGCUCAAGCAUUGGCCGCUAAUCUCGAUAGAACGAUCUUUGGAGCUGCUGGACUACGCGUAUCCAGAUCCGGCCGUAAGGCGUUUUGCCAUCCGAUGUUUGCACUUUCUCAAGGACGAAGACCUGUUGCUAUUGCUCCAAUUGGUUCAAGCCAUAAAGCACGAAUCGUAUCUGGAAAGCGAUUUGGUGGUGUUUCUGCUAGAGCGAGCUCUCCGCAACCAGCGCAUCGGACACUACUUCUUCUGGCACCUGCGCUCCGAAAUGCAGACACCGUCUAUGCAAACGCGGUUUGGCCUCCUGCUGGAGGUCUACCUCAAGGGCUGCAAGCAUCACGUGGCGCCACUCCGCAAACAGCUGAAUGUUCUGGAAAAGCUGAAACAGGGAUCUCUGAUAGCCAAGAAGGGCAGCAAGGAGAAGGUUAAGACCAUGCUGCAGGACUUUCUGCGGGACCAGCGCAACUCUGGGGUCUUUCAGAACAUCCAGAAUCCACUGAAUCCCAGCUACCGGUGCAGCGGCGUAACACCAGACAGGUGCAAGGUAAUGGACAGCAAGAUGCGUCCGCUGUGGGUGGUGUUUGAGAACGCCGACAUGAACGCCAACGAUGUGCACAUCAUUUUCAAGAAUGGUGACGAUCUCCGCCAAGACAUGCUCACGCUGCAGAUGUUGCGGGUGAUGGACCAGCUGUGGAAACGAGAUGGCAUGGACUUCCGCAUGAACAUCUACAACUGCAUCAGCAUGGAGCAGCGCCUUGGCAUGAUAGAGGUGGUGCGGCACGCAGAGACCAUUGCCAACAUACAGAAGGAGAAAGGCAUGUUCUCGGCCACGUCGCCGUUCAAGAAGGGCUCGCUCCUAAGUUGGCUCAAGGAGCACAACAAGCCCGCCGACAAGCUAAACAAGGCCAUCAACGAGUUCACUCUCAGCUGUGCUGGCUACUGCGUGGCCACCUAUGUGCUUGGUGUGGCCGAUCGGCACUCGGACAACAUAAUGGUCAAACGAAAUGGACAGCUCUUCCACAUUGAUUUUGGCCAUCUUGGUCAUUUCAAGGAAAAGUUUGGAGUGCGUCGGGAACGAGUGCCCUUCGUAUUAACCCAUGAUUUCGUUUACGUGAUCAACAAGGGUUUCAACGACCGCGAGUCAAAAGAGUUCUGUCACUUUCAGGAAUUGUGCGAGCGCGCCUUUUUAGUUCUACGCAAACACGGCUGCCUUAUUUUAUCGCUGUUCUCAAUGAUGAUUUCAACGGGACUGCCAGAACUUUCCUCCGAAAAGGAUUUAAACUACCUACGUGAAACUUUAGUGCUGGACUACACGGAGGAGAAAGCUCGCGAGCAUUUCCGAGCGAAAUUCAGCGAAGCUUUGGCUAACUCCUGGAAGACUUCCCUUAAUUGGGCCUCGCACAAUUUCUCCAAGAACAACAAACAGUAAACAGACAACUACAUCACAUCAACAUCAAGAAGUUGGCAUCACGAUCGAUUCGGAGUCAACUCCAUCUCGCACACAAACAAGACCACUCACCAAGUCUAAAUGGAUCCACAUUUCUUUUCUGCCUGCCCUCUGAGCCUUUGCUACAGGCGUAGUACAAUUUUGUAUCCAAUUCAUAAAGUUCAAAACUAUGUGUUCACUAUGUUAGGCCGAGAUAUAUUCAAUCCCCCCACACAGACAACCCCUGACCCAUAGCUUAUAAUGUCGCUCCCACAAGUGCUCCAAUAUACUUUACUGUUAAUUUGUACAUUUACGUGUUCACCCAUUCUUGUAAUUCGAAUCAUUUAUCACCCCCGCAUUCAGUGACCUUUGGACCCUGGAAUUGUUUGUUGUCUAUUAUUCAUUUGUUGUUUAAACACCCCCGCACAUGCAAACUCGCGCAUAACGUGCAAAAAAUUGUAUCCUAUUAUGCUAUAUAAGUUUAAGAGACAUUUAACUCUAUAAGUUUAAAUUUAAUGAUUGCUAUCCCUACAUUACGAUUAAUUGUGUACUAUAAUUUGUGUCUGCUUUUGUACCAGCAGCCAAUCAUUACUUUGUGUUUUCCGGUUUCAUUUUAUAGUGUUCUCUAAUAUUUGUAACGUAUUUUGUAAAUCAUGGAUAACUACAAUUAAAUGAAAUAAAUUAAAUAAAUAUAAACGAACGAA
Messenger RNA from Drosophila suzukii, 4371 nucleotides. RefSeq names its product phosphatidylinositol 3-kinase 92E (gene Pi3K92E). Gene Ontology annotation, molecular function: 1-phosphatidylinositol-3-kinase activity; 1-phosphatidylinositol-4-phosphate 3-kinase activity. Lineage: Eukaryota; Metazoa; Arthropoda; Insecta; Diptera; Drosophilidae. Gene Ontology annotation, cellular component: plasma membrane; cytoplasm; phosphatidylinositol 3-kinase complex. The record is from RefSeq and is a predicted model, not a curated record. Gene Ontology annotation, biological process: phosphatidylinositol-3-phosphate biosynthetic process; cell migration; phosphatidylinositol-mediated signaling.